Messenger RNA from Anopheles funestus (African malaria mosquito), 4478 nucleotides. It is a transcript of the gene Dd, whose product is annotated as CTD nuclear envelope phosphatase 1 homolog. The transcript has 6 exons. The record is from RefSeq and is a predicted model, not a curated record. Gene Ontology annotation, molecular function: protein serine/threonine phosphatase activity. Lineage: Eukaryota; Metazoa; Arthropoda; Insecta; Diptera; Culicidae. The coding region runs from base 990 to 1727 and encodes 245 amino acids.
AACGCGGAAGAAGAAGAAGCAGAGUUGCUUUCAUCGCGGCGCCUCGACGGAGCGGUAUAUUUUCUUCUCUAAUCCAAUAAUUGAAAAAUCAAGAAAAGUAGCAAACAAAUCGAGUUGUGGAGCAAUUUGCUCGCCAAAGUUGUCUUCACUUGUGGGUCCGUGCUGCUCAUGCGGAGAGUGUGCAAGCGGUGAGUUAAACCAAUGGUGUGUGAAAAUUCGUGAAACCACAAAAAUAGGCAAAAUUGUCCUAUUCGUGCAAGAUCAAAAAGUGCGGCGGCGUGCAGGCCAGUCCAUACGUGUGUCCCCGGUCCCCAUCGGCGUGUGUGUGUGUAUAUGAGUUUUCUCCGUUGCCAAAGUAAUGUAAAGUACUCCCGCCUCUAGCCUAGUGCGUGUGUGCAAUCGAUUUAAAGAAACUUCCAGCCCGGUUAAGAAGAUAUACCACAUCUCAAGACACCGAAACGGAUACCGCUCCCGCAAAAUAUGUUUGCGUUGAUGUGAUGGAUUGUGCGUGACGGUGAACUAUUUCAAAUGGUCUCAAACAUGUGCGAAGGAAAGAACGCAAAUAAUUAGCAAAGGACUGAAUACAACGAGAACAGUGAACGUGUCUACAGCGUGCGCGCGCUUUUCUCUGUAUGUGUGCGUGUGUGUGUGCGCGCUAGUUUGUGUUUGCCACCUAGAAGCCGGUUGCUGGUUGGCAGGACACAUCACCGGUACGGAGUUUUGUAUCAUCGUGUAUCCACAAACCAAAUUAAAGGGAGUACGCAAAAGCCGAAACGAACGGGAACAGUAUUCCGAACAAAAACCAAUUGUCUUCCCAAUCUUCCACCAAAAACGAAUGCGCGCGGUAUUACAGCCAGCAAACACGUGGAUCGGAAACGCACUCCCACUCCACCGGGCAGUGACAGCAGCAUCGGCCGCACCAUUAUUGUUGGCAGCAAAGAGGGACGCUACCAACUCUCUUUAUGCGCUGACCCUCGGUGGUUCUGAGAAUGCCAAUGUUGUCACAGUUUCAAAUGAACUUUCGCGCGUUUCUCGUACUGGCGUCGAAGGUAUGGACGUGUAUCUGCUACAUGUUCAAGCGGCAGGUUCGGGCGUUUGUACAGCAUCAACCCGUGAAAUAUCAACAGUUUCCGCUGUCGCCGGUCUCCCGACACCGGCUGAGUAUGGUCCAGCGGAAGACGUUGGUGCUGGACCUGGACGAAACGCUCAUACACUCGCACCACGAUGCGAUGCCGCGCAACAUGGUCAAACCGGGAACGCCCCACGACUUCACGGUCAAGGUGACGAUCGAUCGCCAUCCGGUACGGUUUUUCGUCCACAAGCGGCCCCACGUCGACUACUUCUUGGACAUUGUUUCACAAUGGUACGAUUUGGUCGUGUUUACCGCCAGCAUGGAAAUCUACGGUGCAGCCGUAGCCGAUAAGCUAGACAAUGGACGUAACAUCCUGCGACGACGCUACUACCGACAACACUGUACGCCCGAUUUCGGAUCGUACACCAAAGACCUUUCAGCGAUAUGCAGCGAUCUAAAUAGAAUAUUCAUCAUCGACAACUCACCCGGUGCAUACCGAUGUUUCCCCAACAACGCAAUACCGAUCAAAUCGUGGUUUUCCGAUCCGAUGGAUAUCUGCCUCCUGUCACUGUUGCCACUGCUGGACGCGCUCCGGUUUACGAACGAUGUGAGAUCCGUGCUGUCGCGCAACCUACAUCUUCACCGUUUGUGGUAGCAGAAUUUGAUAAAUUUUUUAUGGUGCGCUGUGAGACUUCUAAAAUCUUACAAAUACGUUUUUAUUUUAUUCUAGAAUUAUGAUUACGUUCUAGUGAAGGGAUUGUUGUGCAUUUUGCUAUGAACGAUGUGAAGUGAAUCGUUGCAGAAGAAAAAAAAAAGCUAGCGCAGGCGAAACCAUCACUCUGGCUGUAAAGCUCUGGCAAACAAAGUCAGGAGUAACAUCUAAAAUAGCUCAAGUGGAAUGUAGCACGUAAACGUUUCGCAUCGUAAACGAAGCAAGUGCUAUGGUUAGCGAAUCGAAAUAGUUGACAUCGAAUGGUGAAAUCGAAAGCUGAAUUAGAAGGAAGUAAAUAUCGGAACUGUUACUACUAUUUGAAGCAGUUGUGAAGGCAGGUAUGAUAUUGAAGCAAUGUAUGAUUCAUACUUCAUAGUUAAUGGCACACUGGUGAUGUAUCCUCGCAAGGAGUGCUAAGGUGGGAACGCCAAAUCUCUUGUUAUUAUUUUAUCUUCACACAACACUAAACGAUGGUCGACUUAUGAUAAUCAUCGAUGCGCAAGCAUUCAAAACCAAUUGAAGGUGUUUUUGUUUGUUUGUUUUUGCGUCUCUUGAAACCGCAUUCUAACGGUUGCGAUAGUUAUGGUUUGCUCGUGUUUGGUUUAUUAUUUCGCAAAACAUUUUCAUUGUAAAAUAGUAGUUUGUAUCAAUCGUUUCUAUAAUCUUACGUACGAGGCUCUCCGUUCACAAUCAAAUAAAAUAUUACGUUACGUUGCGCUUUUGCUGUGAGUAAAAAGAAGUUUUGCCGUUACGCCCGGUAUAAUCGUUUGGCGGGGUGUUGUGCCGGUUUGAAAGGGAUGGCAAAUUGAUACGUAUUAUUGGGGUACAGUUGCAUCGAACUAUCGUUCUAAAGUAUGAUUGAUUUUCUACGAAAAUUAGCAUUAAUUUUUACGGCUUUUACCAACCAACUUUAAUUUAAAGCCACAGAUAUCUAAACAAAUGAUAUCCAAAUGUCAUUUUGUAUGCGAUAUACAAAUCUACAUUUGCUCCAUUGGCACGAAACAAAAAAAAAUGAAGCGUAUCUGCUCGCAGUAGAUACAUCGUUACAGUAACAAACAAGCAAAAAUCGUAUCCAUCACUAGUUUUUAAGAUUUCAAGCGCGAAGAGAAACUCGCAACGAAAUUCAACCUAAUAUCGAUGGCACAAUUUGUGCGCGAGGUCCACCUUGGAGGUCCAUUGGUAUGGACAAUGCAUUGUACUAAAGCUGAGAGGACCCUACGAUGGGAUCGUGGUAUAGUUAGUUUCGUUUUGCUCAAUCACGUUUAGCAAUAUUAUGGGAUAAAUAGUUGACGCAGGCUUUUGUUACUUUUCCCACACAUUUAUUUAGGUUACAAUCGCACGGUAUUACAUUCAAAGACGGUUAUGUUCAUAAACAUUUGUAUAUGGUUCUUUGCUUUUUUUUCUUCAAUAUAAAACACAAAAGAUUCUAAUUUACCCUUUCUAUCAGUUCAGAUAUCGUCUAUUAAACAUUGAUCUAAACGUACGUUUAGUUAAAAACAAAACAAACAUGCAAAAAUAUUAAUUUUUUCUAUUGUUAAAAUUUGUAUGUUUUAUACUUGUUACAUUUUUCAUUUGCUUACGACAACAUACAGCACUAAAACGUUUACAUAAAAGACACUGAAUGAUUGACUUUGUAAAGGAAAACGAUGCCCAAUUACUUACCGCCACAUAAAGAGAACAUGAAUAGAUGGGAGAAAAGCAAAUAUUAUUUACGUUAGUGAACGACACACGGUACAAAUGAAGUAAGCAAAAUAACAAUAUCAUGACGUAAGUUGCUGAUGCUGCGUAAUGAUGAUGCUGCAAAUAUAAGUCUAAUGUAAGCAAUUUAAGUGAAAACAAAAAACUCAAUGCGCAAUCCAAAGAGAACGUGCAGAGAAACUCGCAGAAUAGAAACAUCGGAAUUAUGAGCAUAACAUGAAGAGAAAGAACAUUUCCAUUGUUGCAAUAUCUGCUGUUUGCACGUGUAAAUUUAACACCAGCUCCACCAGCAGAGAGAAAUGCGGAAGAAGUCGGUUUUGAUAAAGCUAUAUUCACGGUGUCAGGAAAUGUGUGUAACAUAAACUUGAACACGGGAAUAGGAUCGAUGGCAUUUUGAAAUAGAAUGUUCUUAAAGCAUACAUGGAGACAUACAUUCAAAUUGAAACCAAGUACACAAACACAUCGUACGAUGUAAAAGUGGUUAAUAAAGAAAUAAAAAAAAAAUGGAAACAAAACCGGACUAAAACUAGCCCAAAUUAAUAAGCGGCUGAAUACUACAAACAGGACAAAGACAAAAUCAACAGCAUAAACAGAAACAAACAGCAGCAUAAAAUGGAGCGUGUGGAAGGAAUUGCACUGGAAAGUACCGGCACAGCUUGAUGAUAAAGCAAAUGUGCAGAGAAAAAGGAACGAACCGUAUUAUAAGUUUAACUUUAUGAAUCGACUUUUGCAACUGUGGUGGUGUUUUGAGAACAGGGUGAAGAAAGAAACAAAUGUAAAUAGUACUUGUUAGCAUGAUAACUGAAUUGUGGAAACGAGAAAAUGCGUAACCCUAUAAGCAUAAAGUUAGCAGAGAGCAAGCAAAAGGCGACAACAAUGCAAACGCAAAGGAGAUUAAAUGGACGGCCAGACAUACACAGCAGAAAGGUUAAUGUACACCCAUUGUGACGAGGAAAUGUAAAAGAAAAGGAAAACGAUAGACCACACUGAAAUGAA